Messenger RNA from Argentina anserina (silverweed cinquefoil), 2027 nucleotides. Its product is annotated as IRK-interacting protein. The transcript is spliced from 2 exons. Bases 204 to 1988 code for a protein of 594 amino acids. The record is from RefSeq and is a predicted model, not a curated record. Lineage: Eukaryota; Viridiplantae; Streptophyta; Magnoliopsida; Rosales; Rosaceae.
CACACCAAGCCAAAACCAACUCAUUGGCUUCAAGCUCCUGUGUUCCCUCCCUCCCUCUCUAUAGUUUCUCUCUCUUACAAAUCAAAUCCAUGCAUUGGAUACCCACUUGUUCAUCAUCCUCUUAAAUUUUGUUCUGUUUCUCUCUCUGAGUGAAGAAUAAUUGCCACCCACUUCUUUCUUUUGUUGCUUCCUUUGUUCCAUUCAUGGCUACUGACACCAGAAUUUUCCCAGACCAAAACAUUAACAACACCAAAAACAGUGAGAUAAACAGAGUGGAAAUCCAAGCAGCCAUUGCCAAAGCUGUGGAGCUUAGAGCUCUUCAUGCUGCUUUAGUUCAAGGAAGCAGCCCCGCAAAUCUUAGGUUCCCUUCUUCUGCUUCUCCAGCUAAAUCACGCCAUGCUUCUCACUUCUCUGCUCAGGACUACCCUGUUUUCACUCCUAGUUACGAAGACGAGCCAACAUCCGGGUACCUUCAAAAUCCGAUGAAGAACAGAACGUUAUCCGAAAGUUGGAAUGAUUAUGGGAUAGAAGAAAAUGGGGAUGAAUCUGUUGUGUCAAAUUACAAGGAAAACUCAUCUUCAAGAAAAGGGUUUCCUUCUGAUUUAUCCAACUUUGAAUCCCACAUUUGCCCAGCUGAAGAUAACAAAUCUGUCACCAGCUCAUGUGCAAACAACAUCACUGUACUUCAAACAUCACCAGGUACUGAGUACUUCAGGUCAAAUAGGAGAAACAGUUUGGGAGAUUUCAACUCAAUCUCAUCUUGUAAUAGAUGCAAGCCUGCAACUAUAACCAGUGAACCCGAAAACACAACCUGGAACAGCAGAAAUUCUAACAUUGUUGUGCCAUUAACAGAUUCUCAUGUAUCCACUACGCAAUCACAACCAAAGAGUAGGGGAGUGAUGUCUUGGUUGUUUCCGCGGUUAAAGAAGAAGCACAAGAAUGGAAGCUCUCCAACUCGGACAGAAUCCGAAGAAGUUUCUCAAGUCUACAAGGAUUUUGGGAUAACGUCAGUGGAGGUAUUGAAGAAAGAGCUCAUACAAGCAAAUGAGAAUAGAGACUCUGCAUUAAAGGAGGUGUCUGAGAUGAGAUCUUCGCUUGGAGAACUGAAGCAGAAGCUGGAGUACUUGGAAACUUACUGUGAAGAGCUGAAGAAGGCUUUAAGACAAGCAACACAUGCAAAUAAGAAUUUCCAAAUGCCAGAAAUUAUUGGCAAUCUCCCUAACAGACCAGGAAAAUCAAGUAAUGGAAUUGCAGAAAACUUGAUGCCGGUAAGCGAGGAAGUAAUGGUAGAAGGUUUCCUGCAGAUAGUAUCCGAAGCAAGACUUUCUGCAAGACAAUUCUGCAAAAUUCUUGUAGCACAAAUUGAACUUACAGAUAACACCUUGGUAGAUAAUUUGAACGUGCUCCUCCAACCAUUCAAACUGUCAUUAAAUUCCAAGUAUUCGAAAGCUGUGUCAUACCACUUGGAAGCCAUCAUAAACCAGUCACUCUAUCAAGACUUUGAGAACUGUGUGUUCCAGAAGCAUGGCUCACCUAAGCUUCUAGAUCCUCAACAAGCCCGCCAAGCACAGUUUUCUUCAUUUGUGGCACUAAGAAACUUAAGCUGGAAUGAAGUGUUGAGGAAGGGAACAAAGUAUUACUGUGAGGAGUUCAGCAAGUUCUGCGAUCAGAAGAUGAGUUGCAUCAUUACAACACUAAAUUGGACUAGAUCAUGGCCCGAGCAAGUUCUUCAAGCAUUCUUUGUAGCUACCAAAUGCAUUUGGUUGCUUCAUUUGCUGGCAUUUUCAUUCUAUCCGCCGUUGGGGAUUUUGAGGGUGGAAGAGAAUAGGAGCUUUGAUCCACACUACAUGGAAGACAUGUUUAUAGAUAGGCAGAGAUCACAUGGUUCAAGCAGGGUUAAAAUUAUGGUCAUGCCAGGGUUUUAUGUUCAGGAUAGGGUUUUAAGGUGCAAGGUUCUUUGCAGGUAUAAGUCUGCAGGCGCAAAUUGACUUCUACUUUUCCCCCCAUUCUCUUUCCAAUUUCUUUAU